CACACAAGCUCCUCUUCUCAUUUACUUAUUAAUAUCCACAAAAGUCAUGGAAGAAGUUAACGUGGUUCAAACGAACGAAGGAUGGAACUGUUACAGUAGCUUCUGUGUUUCCCGGACAUCAGGAAGGUAAUGUUUGUAAAGUAUUUACAUAUUCAUCCAUUGAGGUUGGAAUUUGAUAAAUAUAAUGUUUGUGAAUUUACUAUGAUUUGUGUUGCAUAGCUAUACAGCAGAGAGACCACAAAUUCUUAAGGAUUGCUGUUGAAGAAGCUUAUAAAGGGGUAGAGUGUGGAGAUGGUGGUCCUUUUGGUGUUAUCAUAGUUUGUAACGAUGAAGUAGUUUCUUGUUGUCACAACAUGGUGCUCAGGAACACAGAUCCCACUGCUCAUGCAGAAGUCACUGCAAUAAGAAAGGCUUGUGAAAAUCUGAACAAGAUAGAACUUUCUGACUGUGAAAUUUAUGCUUCUUGCGAACCUUGCCCAAUGUGCUUUGGAGCAAUCCACCUCUCACGAGUUAAGAGGUUGGUUUAUGGAGCGAAAGCAGAGGCAGCAAUUGCGGUUGGGUUUGAUGACUUCAUUUCAGAUGCAUUGAGAGGCACUGGAUUCUAUCAGAAAGCACAAUUGGAGAUUAAAAGAGUUGAUGGAAAAGAGGGUAACAUUGCUGAAGAAGUUUUUGAGAAAACAAAGGAAAAGUUUCGAAUGUUUUGAAUUUCCAUGUUUCCUGUACCUUAAUAUGUGAAUUUUUAUUUCAUAUAAAUAAUUUUGUUGC
This is a messenger RNA of Vigna unguiculata (cowpea), 765 nucleotides long. Its product is annotated as guanosine deaminase-like. The record is from RefSeq and is a predicted model, not a curated record. Gene Ontology annotation, molecular function: guanosine deaminase activity; zinc ion binding; tRNA-specific adenosine deaminase activity. NCBI's taxonomy places the organism in Eukaryota, Viridiplantae, Streptophyta, Magnoliopsida, Fabales, Fabaceae. Gene Ontology annotation, biological process: tRNA wobble adenosine to inosine editing; purine nucleoside catabolic process.